AACAUAAGGUUGACGGAAACCCGGGGACUGCGCCUACCUGAUGAGCCCCAAAAAGGGAGAAACCGGUCGUGGGCUGUCGAUAGAUUUUCAGCAACUUUACAAAAGAUCAUCGGUAUAAUCUGCGUUGCUUUGGCCGGUCGAGGUUACAAUGAGGCAUUUCUCCAAUACCUGAUCACAAUCGCCGCCCUGUUCUCUUUGGGAGACAUCGCAUUUCUCUUCGUAUACGGAUUUGCCACUUCUCGACCUAUCGACGGAUGGUCAAUUACGAAGAUUAUUGAGACUGUUUAUCAGAUGCUGGCCGCGUUGCUGUACUGCAUUGGUCUCGGAAGCACAGUGAACUCUGCGGAAUACCUGCAACCAUUUAUUGGCCCUCUAACGGUCUUCAUCAGUUUGAACAUGGGAACCUAUAUUUUCGGAAGUAUGGUGGCCUUGACAGAAUUGAUAUGUCGGCCACCAGAACCGGUCGUACAAGUACAACAUCCACAACCCACACUGCCUCCGCUGCCAAGACAAACUUCCACAGUGGUCGAGGGAGACAAGCAGAUCGAUGGUAUCACGUCAGGAUUCUAGGUUAACGAUUUUCUGUCCACGAUGUUUCCCACCUAACCUCACCCCUGUCCCCCUAACUUGAGUUGUUUGAAAAUGGACAUAUUGCGGUGGAAAGGAUGUCUGAAAAUCGCUUUUUUCUUUAUUUUACGGGAAAUGUACACAACCACCUCUCUUUAAAAAAUACAGAUCUCUCGGAG
Molecule: messenger RNA, 746 nt
Organism: Opisthorchis viverrini
Lineage: Eukaryota; Metazoa; Platyhelminthes; Trematoda; Opisthorchiida; Opisthorchiidae
Exons: 4
Source: RefSeq, a predicted model, not a curated record